UAAAUGCUAGUAAUGAUUGAAAAAAAAAUCUAAAAUUUAUCUUAAAAUCUUAAAAUAAAUAUUAAUAAAAUAACAGACGAUUCAGUUUUAAUGACUUUUCUUUCUGUUCUGUCUGCGUGCUGCAGUUUUAGUCGAAAAUGGCGUUCUUGACACUCUUUGUGUCAGCCGUGAAGAUCGCUGGAGUUUUGGCAACCGUCACGAUAGCUGCUAACGCAUUUUCCUUCCAGCGUUACAGGAGGAAGAAUCUCCGGAAGUUCAAUUCACCUAUUGACGAGUCCUCUGAAAUUCUUGCGUCUUUUAAUGUUGAUGAAGAAGAAAAUGAGUUUUUCUUUGGAUUGGCCACAGCGCCAGCCCAUGUUGAAGACAAGCUCAAUGAUGCUUGGCUCCAGUUUGCAGCAGAAACUUGCGAAAAUUCACCAUCACAGCAGGGCCUGAAACCAGCAGAUCCUCUGAUGGGUUCAGCUACUGGUGAUGGUGGGUCUCAUCAAGCUUUUAAGAAGACAAUGAAGAAGAAGAAGCAUCUUAAGAUAGCAAUGGAAGCUAUGAUUAGAGGAUUUGAAAAGUUUACAGAAGAAGAAGUGCCUGAGCCAAAUGAAGAACGUCAUCAUAAUGUAGCUGCAUGGCAUAGUGUUCCCAACCCGGAGGAGAGGCUAAAAUUUUGGUCUGACCCUGACACGGAGUUGAAGCUGGCAAAAGAUACUGGUGUCAGAGUCUUUCGAAUGGGAAUAGAUUGGUCACGGAUUAUGCCAGAGGAGCCUGUCAAUGGGCUUAACGAAGCUGUCAAUUUUGCAGCUCUGGAACGAUAUAAAUGGAUCAUCACUAGGGUACACUCUUAUGGAAUGAAGGUGAUGCUAACCCUGUUCCAUCACUCACUACCACCUUGGGCUGGUGAAUAUGGUGGCUGGAAACUCGAGAAAACUGUUGAUUACUUCAUGGGUUUUACUAGGCUUGUUGUUGACAGUGUAUCAGAGCUUGUAGACUACUGGGUGACAUUUAAUGAGCCUCAUGUGUUCUGUAUGCUAACUUAUUGUGCGGGUGCUUGGCCUGGCGGUGAUCCUGAUCUACUGGAAGUUGCCACUUCUGCAUUGCCUACCGGUGUUUUCAACCAGGCCAUGCAUUGGAUGGCCAUUGCACAUGCAAAGGCAUAUGAUUAUAUCCAUCAGCAGAGGACGUCUUCAAAUUCAAUUGUUGGAGUAGCACACCAUGUAUCAUUUAUGCGGCCAUAUGGUCUCUUUGAUGUUGCUGCUGUUUCCCUGGCUAAUUCUCUUACCCUUUUCCCAUAUGUGGAUAGCAUAUCUGACAAGUUGGAUUUUAUAGGCAUAAACUACUAUGGACAGGAAGUGGUCUCUGGAGUUGGACUGAAACUUGUAGAGACUGAUGAGUAUAGUGAAUCUGGACGCGGGGUAUAUCCGGAUGGCCUACUCCGUAUGCUGAUUCAGUUCCAUGAGAGGUAUAAACAUCUAAAGCUGCCAUUCAUCAUUACUGAGAAUGGAGUUUCUGAUGCAACAGAUCUGAUCCGUCGGCCAUAUCUGCUGGAACAUUUACUUGCUGUUUAUGCAGCAAUGACCAUGGGUGUCCCUGUGCUUGGUUACCUGUUUUGGACAAUUUCUGACAACUGGGAAUGGGCUGAUGGUUAUGGUCCCAAGUUUGGACUUGUGGCAGUUGAUCGUGAAAAUGGUCUAGCAAGGAUUCCACGCCCUUCAUACUAUUUGUUUUCCAAGGUGGUGACUACAGGUAAAAUUACACGUGAAGACCGGGCGCGUGCAUGGAAUGACCUUCAAAGAGCUGCCAAAGAGAAAAAGAGACGACCAUUUUAUCGAGAAGUUAAUAAAAAUGGUUUAAUGUAUGCAGGAGGUCUUGACAAACCCAUAUACCGACCUUUUAUAGAAAGAGAUUGGCGAUUUGGACAUUAUGAGAUUGAAGGUCUGCAGGACCCAUUAAGCCGCCUGUCAAGAUGCAUUCUUCAACCGUUUUCCAUUAAAAAGAAAAGACAUGGAAAGGAUGAAGAUGAACUUCUGCUCCAACCUCUUGAAUAUACUGCCUGACUGCAUAUUCUUGAUUCUGUAAAUUAUGCUUCCUUGUGGAAAUGUAUUGAAGCUAUCGGGUCUGAACAUUUAGAGCACUGGUUCUCGGCCUGGCCCAUUUUAGGCAUCAAGGCCCAUAGUCAAACCCAAACAAAAGAAGCCCAAAUAAAACUUGUGGCCAUGUGUGUAGAAGUAAGCCCAUUGAAAAACAGUCCACAAAAUAGCAAAACUGUUCGUUUCGUUCGGUUUCCGUAA
Jatropha curcas is the source of this 2279-nucleotide messenger RNA. It is a transcript of the gene SFR2, whose product is annotated as Glycosyl hydrolase superfamily protein. Gene Ontology annotation, molecular function: beta-glucosidase activity. The record is from RefSeq and is a predicted model, not a curated record. NCBI's taxonomy places the organism in Eukaryota, Viridiplantae, Streptophyta, Magnoliopsida, Malpighiales, Euphorbiaceae. Gene Ontology annotation, biological process: carbohydrate metabolic process.